This is a messenger RNA of Knipowitschia caucasica, 1179 nucleotides long. Lineage: Eukaryota; Metazoa; Chordata; Actinopteri; Gobiiformes; Gobiidae. The record is from the annotation of a GenBank genome assembly.
AUGAGUGUGUGUGCAUUUGUGCGCAUCCAGGACAAGAAGAGGAUCCGUGAGGACAUCAGUCGGAAGAGGAGAGACAUUGAAGAGGAGAAAGUCAAACUGCAGUACAUCAAGAAGAAGUCUCUGAGGGAACAAUGGCUGAUGGACGGUCUCCAGUCUGAGGAGGAACGAGAAGCCAUGAAGAUGCAGGUCCAGGAUGAAGUGCAGCGCACAGCCCAUCUCCAGAGCAACAUCGACAGGAUGGAGGAGGAGAUGUUCGCUCUGGAACAGCAAGAGCUGCAGCUGUCGGCAAACGAAGAGGCCAUUCUGAAGAGGCUGAGGCAAGUGGAGCGCACCACUGAGGACAUCAUAAAGGAGCUCAGUGCACAGCCGCUCUCAGACCUGUUCUGGCCCUCCGUAUGCCCCAGGCAGGGGGGCGACUCUAUGUCAAACAUCUUUGUGGAGCCUUCUAUUAACAGCCGUGCUGCUCAGGGGCAUUGCCCCCUGGAGUCUAAGGGAGCCACAUUUGCCAUGGAGAUCAGUGUGGAGCUGGAUAAACAAACUGGAAAAACUCAGGUUAUUUCCACAGCUUCCGUCACACCAGAGACAAUCCACGAAAAAGGCUUGAAGGUAUACGAGGACAGCCUCAAGUCUGUGUUUGCACUGCCGCCUGGUGAAGCCACCAAAGUGGAGACAGAGAUGACCCCCACAGAAGUAGAUGAGCUGCUCCGUCAGGCCACCCACUGGAGUGGGGAUGUCUUGUACCACCAGCCCGUCCAUGCGGCCCCCUUCACCGGAAAUGGUUUGGACACAGGUGAGAGCCAUUUUGGGCACAACACACCAUCCCUUGAUCGAGCCAACCGUGUUUUGGAGGAACUAUCUCCAGGAGCAGUCACUCUGGUCUUUAUGGGCUACGAAAAUGUGGAUGAAGAUGAAGACAACCCAAUCCAGGCAGAACUUGUGAUGAUGGGGAACAGCGAGGAAGAGAAUUCCAGUGGCAAAGAGGUUUUUUCAGUCUACCACCCAACCGGUUGCACCAGCAAAACAUUGCAACCUCAAGUGGGCAUUGCCGGGGUGAAGGAUGGCAGAUAUUUCAACGAGGAACAUGAAGGUGGUGAGUCUCUGCUGCACAAGCCUACUUUUAAGCACAGGUCAAUCAAGAACGCUAGCAAAUCCGAAGGAUGGGAUGGUGCAAGGCUGUGA